GCAGGGGCCGCGCGAACGCAGGCUCCCGCUGCCACAAAUUAUGACGUAGGCUCUCCUACUUGACGAGACCUUAGAGCAGCACCCCUCCAAAGUGCAAUGAAGGUCACUGUCCUAGGCCAUGAGCCUUUAUGAUCGCUCAUAGACCCCGUCCAGGUAAGUAUGUUUGUUAGUUGCAGCUUGCUUCAUAUUUAAACGGUACAGCGCUUUGUAAACCCUCAUCAAUAGGCGAUGUGGGAUAGAAGUGCAAAGUGGGAUGGCCUGCCAAUCGUUAUUAAUUUACAAAUUAAGGGAGAAAAACACGGUGGAGAACGACAAAAAACGACAGCGUUUCCCUGAAAUUUCUAACAGAAUAACUAACCUACAUUUUUCAAAGGCGCAAAGAAAUAAACAAAAAAAGAAAUCCAGAAGCAGAGAGACAGACAGAGAUGGCAACGGACGGCGAGAAAGAGAUGGCAGCCGCUAACAUGGAGAAAGAGGAAAGGAAAAAGAGAAAUGCUGAGAAAGGGUUGAACCGGAUGUCUCAAAUCCGGUCCGCACGUCCUCAAUCUCAAGAACAUCACCCCAUUCCACCUUCAUCAACCCAUGCCAAAGAUGCAAGGAGAGAAAGCUUAAGCUUUGAUGCACAGAACGACGGAAUUCGAGAUCGUAACGCAUUUUUCUCUGACGAUGACCAGACAUCGCAAACAAAUCAAUCUCACAAUAUCAGUGCUGGACCUGCGGGACUGAGUGAAGCCUCAACUUCUAGUAAUCUUAUACAAGGUGGGACGCAUGAAAUAUCAAGUGCCAACUCCGUAGAUGUUGGAACUGAUAAACAUGCGAUGUCUGGUCGUGCGGUGGGAGAAAAGGAUAAGUCGAAGGCAAUGCAGGACCGGAAAGCAUCAACCAAUGCGGAAUCAGUCCAAAAAGCGUGCAGGAAUCAACCUAAUUUAUUCUCGUCAAAACUAGUGAAUUCCUGCAUUAUAGCUUCUGAAAGAGCACGCAGUUUAUCUGCCCUAGUCAUAGCAAUUUGUGUGCUUCUUUCUCAUAUUAAUUUUCCCUUGCUUGGAUUGAGUAUAGGCAGGUCAGACAGCAAUGUAGCCUCAAAGCCUAUUUACAUAAUCUUACUCACCGACUUGGCCAUUGUGCUCAGCCGACUGUUUCUGGACAAGAAAGGAGUGGUGUCGGCAGAGGUGGAGGAAGAGAAACCUGCAGCAGCAUCUCAAGAUAAUAAGGAAAACUGGGAUGGAGCCGUUAUGCUUUUGGAGAGAGGGUUAGUGGCCUAUCAGACAAUCCGAGCACUUUUCAUAGAUUUCAGCAUUUAUGCAGUGGUGGUCAUUUGUGGCACUUCUCUACUCUAACCCCCUUUUUUCUUUUCGGUUGGCUAGAAGAUACACUCUAUUCUUCUGCAAAUGAUGCUGGGAAACAAUUUAUUUGUUUCAUUUACAGCGUUUAACUCAACUUCUUAUAUUCUUCUUUAUCUGUCAUAUAUAGGAUUCAUUAAGUGUUGUAGGUGGAAUUGGUGAAAGGCUUUAUAUAUAGGUUGGUUACCAGCUCUGAAUGCUGGCUAGUAAUUAAGGAUGAACCCACUGGCUCUGGUACUUGAGAAAUGAGAUUUCAUUAAAUGGAAAAAUGGAAGGGAUUUCUUCUGGAGGCA
This is a messenger RNA of Gossypium arboreum, 1633 nucleotides long. RefSeq lists its product as uncharacterized. The coding region runs from base 426 to 1337 and encodes 303 amino acids. The transcript is spliced from 3 exons. The record is from RefSeq and is a predicted model, not a curated record. NCBI's taxonomy places the organism in Eukaryota, Viridiplantae, Streptophyta, Magnoliopsida, Malvales, Malvaceae.